Racocetra persica is the source of this 281-nucleotide messenger RNA. The record is from the annotation of a GenBank genome assembly. NCBI's taxonomy places the organism in Eukaryota, Fungi, Glomeromycota, Glomeromycetes, Diversisporales, Gigasporaceae.
UUGCUGUUGUAGACGCGGACGGAAUUCUCAAAGGAAUUUUAACUCAGUCAAGAGUAGUUAAUUACUUUUAUGAAAAUGUGACCAAAUUUCCACCAAUUGAGCAACUUUUCCCAAAAACGCUCAAUGAGCUUGAUAUAGGCAAGGGCUUUGUAGUUUCUGCUCUAAGUGAUUCAUUUGUGCUUGACGCGUUGACAAUGAUGAAUAAAAAUGGUCUCAGUUCUAUUGCUAUUGUGGAUUCUGAUGGGUUGUUAAUUGGCAACAUAAGCAUGACAGAUAUCAAG